This is a messenger RNA of Nannospalax galili (Upper Galilee mountains blind mole rat), 4670 nucleotides long. It is a transcript of the gene Ece1, whose product is annotated as endothelin converting enzyme 1. Lineage: Eukaryota; Metazoa; Chordata; Mammalia; Rodentia; Spalacidae. Gene Ontology annotation, molecular function: metalloendopeptidase activity. Gene Ontology annotation, cellular component: plasma membrane. The coding region runs from base 88 to 2436 and encodes 782 amino acids. Gene Ontology annotation, biological process: peptide hormone processing. The transcript has 20 exons. The record is from RefSeq and is a predicted model, not a curated record.
GCGAAGGUGGCGUUGCUGCAGGCCCGCCCCAGGCAGGGCAGCGGGGAGGCUGGGGACAGGACCAGGACAGGACAGGACGGGCGCAGCAUGCGGAGCGCGUGGUCGUCGCUGGCCACCGUGUUGUCGGUGCUGGGGAUGUCGACCUACAAACGGGCCACUCUGGACGAAGAGGACCUGGUGGAUUCGCUCUCCGAGGGCGAUGUGUACCCCAAUGGCCUGCAGGUCUUCCUUGCCUCAGCCUGCCAGCUGCCAGGAUCACAGGUAAACUUCCGCAGCCCCCGGAGUGGCCAGAGGUGCUGGGCGGCGAGGACCCAGGUGGAGAAGCGGCUGGUAGUACUGGUGGCGAUUCUGGCGGCAGGGCUGGUGGCCUGCCUGGCAGCACUAGGCAUACAGUACCGGACAAGAAUGUCCUCAGUAUGUCUGAGCGAGGCCUGCGUCUCAGUGACCAGCUCCAUCUUGAAUUCUAUGGACCCCACGGUAGAUCCCUGCCAGGACUUCUUCAGCUAUGCCUGUGGAGGCUGGAUCAAGUCCAACCCCGUACCUGAUGGCCACUCACGCUGGGGGACCUUCAGCAACCUCUGGGAACACAACCAAGCCAUCAUCAAACACCUGCUCGAAAAUUCAACAGCUAGUGUGAGCGAGGCAGAAAGGAAAGCUCAAGUAUACUACCGAGCGUGUAUGAACGAAACCAGGAUUGAGGAGCUCCGGGCCAAGCCGCUGAUAGAGCUGAUUGAGAAGCUUGGAGGCUGGAAUAUCACAGGACCAUGGGCCAAAGACAACUUCCAGGACACGCUACAGGUGGUCACAGCCCACUACCGCACCUCACCCUUCUUCUCUGUCUAUGUCAGUGCUGACUCCAAGAACUCUAAUAGCAAUGUGAUCCAGGUGGACCAGUCUGGCCUUGGCUUACCCUCCAGAGACUAUUACCUCAACAAGACGGAAAACGAGAAGGUGCUGACUGGAUACCUGAACUACAUGGUCCAGCUGGGAAAGCUGCUGGGCGGUGGGGACGAGGACUCCAUCAGGCCCCAGAUGCAGCAGAUCCUCGACUUCGAGACAGCACUGGCCAACAUCACCAUACCCCAGGAGAAGCGGCGGGAUGAGGAACUCAUCUACCACAAAGUCACAGCCGCUGAGCUGCAGACCUUGGCACCUGCCAUCAACUGGCUACCCUUUCUCAACACCAUCUUCUACCCUGUGGAGAUCAAUGAAUCCGAGCCCAUUGUGAUCUAUGACAAGGAAUACCUGGAGCAGGUGUCCACCCUUAUCAACAACACAGACAAAUGCCUGCUCAACAACUACAUGAUGUGGAACCUGGUACGGAAAACAAGCUCCUUCCUUGAUCAGCGUUUUCAGGAUGCUGAUGAGAAGUUCAUGGAGGUCAUGUACGGAACCAAGAAGACCUGCCUCCCUCGAUGGAAGUUUUGUGUGAGUGACACAGAAAACAACCUGGGCUUUGCUUUGGGGCCCAUGUUUGUCAAAGCGACCUUCGCCGAGGACAGCAAAAGCAUAGCCAGUGAGAUAAUCCUGGAGAUCAAGAAGGCAUUUGAAGAGGGCCUGAACACCCUGAAGUGGAUGGAUGAAGAUACCCGGAAAUCGGCCAAGGAGAAGGCUGAUGCCAUCUACAACAUGAUAGGCUACCCCAACUUCAUCAUGGACCCCAAGGAGCUGGACAAAGUGUUCAAUGAUUACACCGCAGUUCCAGACCUCUACUUUGAGAACGCCAUGCGCUUUUUCAACUUCUCAUGGAGGGUCACAGCUGACCAGCUCAGGAAAGCCCCCAACAGAGAUCAGUGGAGCAUGACCCCACCCAUGGUGAAUGCUUACUAUUCGCCCACUAAGAACGAGAUUGUGUUUCCUGCUGGGAUCCUGCAGGCGCCGUUCUACACCCGCUCCUCGCCAAACGCCUUGAACUUUGGUGGCAUUGGUGUCGUCGUGGGCCACGAGCUGACUCAUGCUUUUGAUGAUCAAGGACGGGAGUAUGACAAGGACGGGAACCUCCGGCCCUGGUGGAAGAACUCAUCAGUGGAGGCCUUCAAGCUGCAGACCGAGUGCAUGGUGGAGCAGUACAGCAACUACAGUGUCAACGGGGAGCCAGUGAACGGUCGGCACACCCUUGGGGAGAACAUUGCAGACAACGGGGGCCUCAAAGCAGCCUACCGGGCUUACCAGAACUGGGUGAAGAAAAAUGGGCCUGAGCAUACGCUGCCCACUCUGGGUCUCACCAACAACCAGCUCUUCUUUCUGGGAUUUGCACAGGUCUGGUGCUCCGUCCGCACACCAGAGAGUUCCCACGAAGGCCUCAUCACAGACCCCCACAGUCCCUCCCGCUUCCGGGUCAUUGGCUCCCUCUCCAACUCCAAGGAGUUCUCAGAACACUUCCGCUGCCCGCCUGGCUCCCCCAUGAACCCUCAUCACAAAUGUGAAGUCUGGUAAGGGUUGAAGCACAGAGAGCAGAGAUGGAGGAGGGAAAGGAGCUGAGACCCAGCCCCUGGCAGGGCUGUGGAGUCGCCCCUCCUUCCAGCCCCUCGGCCACCUAGGGCCCCUUCCCUACCCUGAAGGGUCUGUAGCCAUCCUGUCCCAGCCUGUGAUGGAAGUUCUCAACUGAACCCAAGAUUUGACAACCCUGCGAAGCCCUGGUGUCCCAGGCUCCCGUGUGUAAUGCUAGCGAACGUUUAGGUGUCGGGCUGGUGGCUUACCAUGCCUGGGCCUCAUACCUACAAGGGCAAUGGGACACAGCCCCUGGCCCACAUCCAAUGCCAGAUAUACCACAAUACCACUGUGUCAAAUGCUUUAAAGAUAUAUUUUUGGGGAAACUAUUUUUUAAACAUUAUGGAAUACACUGGAAAUCUUCAGGGAAAAAAUGCAUUUAAAACACUUUUUUUUUUAAGGGAAAGAUUGGUAUAUUUAUUAUGUUCUGUUUUUCUAAAUAACCUGUGGACAAAGGAAACCCAGUAAUUUACCCCAGGGGACUCCAGGCCACUGAGCACAUCCCCCACAUUGAUAGCUACCUUAGUCCAUAGGGUAUGCGAUUGUUUCUGCAGUCUCCUACACAGACAGGAGAUGUAGGGACCAAGCAGAGGGAGAAGCCAGCCAAGGGGCACAGCUCAUGGGCACAGCCCCUCUCAGCUUACCUGUCCUGUCUCCAUGGGAGCCCCAGCAAGGAAGGGCUGAUGCCAAAAGUAGAUGGCUGUGACAGCAUGAGGCCAGAGUAGGACCCUCCAUAUAACCUGGGGGUACCUGAGUACUCUGGGCUAGACCAUAGAAGCCCCACGGGGCUGGGACCUCCUCUACCCUCUAUCAGAUUCACUGCUGUCCAAAGAUGGCCUCUUUUAGCCCCAUCUCUUCUGGCCAUCCAUGCCUACCCUUGGGACCUGUGGCCUCUUUGUAGCAAUCCCUACAUCCCAAAGUAUUCUACCUUGCUGACCCUCUUUACCGGGGGAAAGAAAAAGAGAAAGCAGCCCACAUCCUCCCUCCAAGCUCUGCAGCCCAUAGCUGGUUCCCAGGACCGGUUCUCUAGUGCCUUACCUGAGGCUGUGGCCCCUGGGCUCCACUGAGGAGGCAGCCCCUGCCUGAGGCCCUUGGUCUCCUCGGUGGAAUCCUCAAGUAUCCUGACUGGAAGCCAAGGCCAUAGCCCUAUCCCCAGGGUCCCCAGGGCUACCCAUCCCAACCAGCCUACAGGGCAGUCAUUCCAGGGUCAGGAACUGCUGACCUUUCUCAGGCCUCCAGCCACCUGUGGCACUUAAGUUGAAUCAAACCAAGGUGGAGAGACUCCUCUCCUUCAGGGUGCUGUGAGCCAGGGGGGUUGCUGAGAACAGAAGUUUCCCCAGCCCCUUCUAGGGUACAGGAAUGUCAUCCCCCUCCCUGAAGCCAGUGUCAUCCAACAGCAGGUGAAUGUGUUUGUGCCAGGUGGCACUCAAGUGAUCCUUGUGAUUCUCCUGUAGGGAGGCAAGCCCCCGUUAUGAGGAGAGGGCAGCCAAGCAGUGCCCACCACAGCCCCUGGCAAGCCCUGCCCCACAUUGCACACCCCUCCCCCCGGAAGCCAAAGUCUCCUCACCCAAGAAAGCACAGACAAGGUAGUCUUGAUCCAGACAGCUUAGAGUCAACCUUAGAGCUGGGGCAAGGGGUUGGGAGCGGGCUCUAGAUGUUGUCCCUGGUCCCUGUAAGGAAGUCUGGUAGCUCUUCAGGGUAAAGAUAAGGCAAGAAUCAGGGAAGGAGCCAGAACCAUGCCCUGCCUCAUAGAGGUGGACCUUCCAGGCCUGGGUCCUUACUGUCACCUGUACCCCACCCUGCUGCCUCCCUAUGGAGGUGUGGUCCUGGAAAGGGUGAACACCAAGAGCCAGAAGCAGGGGUCCUGGGCUGGGGCUCAGCCCCAGGAAGGUAGACUACACUCAUCAUCAGGGUAUAGGGGCAGGAGAGAAGGGAACCCAGAUCCAACAGGGAUGGAUGUGUGCAAAGGCACCCCACCCUGAGAUUCAAGAAAAACAGAAGUGAAUGGGGCAGCUGUCCUCAGAGAGACCCCCCCUUUUAAGUUUGGGAGCUUCCCUGCGGGUACAAGGACUUGAGGUUUGGAAUUUGGGAGUCUAUUUUUUGUAUUGUUAUGUUUUGUGCUACUCCGUGUAGUUUUGGUGUUUCACUAUUGUAAUUAAAAUAAAGUACUUGUACCAAAA